GGUAUCUGUAGGGUGCAGAAGCAGCGCCUGGCACACAGGGGGCGCCCUGUUGUUAUUAUGAAGUCCUUUUGUGGCCCCGGCUGGGGAUUCGGCUAAUUUCCUGAAGCAGCAGAGUUCCUUAGGCGCCCCGGAUUUUGCUCACAGCUCUGUCCUCGUGGCAUAACGAUCUCCUCAUCUUGAAUGAGGCCCUGGAUUGGUGAAAGGCCUAAGGCCCUUGCUCUGAGCUGGGACACGGGGAGACCUCGGGCUGAAGUAGGUGCUGGAUCGGGAGUCAGGCACCGUGAUUCCGGCCCUGGCUCGUCCCUGUGUGCUGUGUGUCUCUCUCAGGGCUCACUCUCCUCGUCGUGCCACCAGGGAGGAGCAUGGAAGUCACAGUACCUGCCACCCUCAACGUCCUCAAUGGCUCUGAUGCCCGCCUGCCCUGCACCUUCAACUCCUGCUACACCGUGAACCACAAACAGUUCUCCCUGAACUGGACUUACCAGGAGUGUAACAACUGCUCCGAGGAGAUGUUCCUCCAGUUCCGCAUGAAGAUCAUUAACCUGAAGCUGGAACGGUUCCGAGACCGCGUGGAGUUCUCGGGGAACCCCAGCAAGUAUGAUGUGUCAGUCACGCUGAGAAAUGUGCAGCUGGAGGAUGAGGGCACCUACAACUGCUACAUCAUGAACCCGCCCGACCGCCACCGCGGCCAUGGCAAGAUCUACCUGCAGGUCCUCAUGGAAGAGCCCCCUGAGCGGGAUUCCACGGUGGCCGUGAUAGUGGGCGCCUCUGUCGGGGGCUUUCUGGCUGUGGUCAUCUUGGUGCUGAUGGUAGUAAAGUGUGUGAGGAGGAAAAAAGAGCAGAAACUGAGCACGGAUGACCUGAAGACCGAGGAGGAGGGCAAGACAGAUGGAGAGGGCAACGCGGACGACGGCACCAAGUAACGGGCGGGCGGCCGGCCCUGCAGCCCCUCCCUCAUGUCCUGUCUCCCUCCCACUCUCCACCCCGCACAAUGUGCCCCCGCCUGCCCUCUCUUGGUGUGCUUCUCUCCCACCAGGAUCCCAGAGCCAACCUGGGGCCUCCUGAACCCCUCCCUUCAUACCCCCCACCCUGCACCAAGAGUGACCCACCUCUCUUUGAUUCGAGAAACCUGCCCCAGCGUCUGGGAUGUGUGGGCCCUGGGG
Messenger RNA from Hippopotamus amphibius kiboko, 1163 nucleotides. RefSeq names its product sodium voltage-gated channel beta subunit 2 (gene SCN2B). The record is from RefSeq and is a predicted model, not a curated record. Bases 363 to 923 code for a protein of 186 amino acids. Gene Ontology annotation, cellular component: voltage-gated sodium channel complex; membrane. Gene Ontology annotation, molecular function: sodium channel regulator activity. NCBI's taxonomy places the organism in Eukaryota, Metazoa, Chordata, Mammalia, Artiodactyla, Hippopotamidae. The transcript has 4 exons. Gene Ontology annotation, biological process: regulation of sodium ion transmembrane transporter activity; cardiac muscle cell action potential involved in contraction; membrane depolarization during cardiac muscle cell action potential.